This is a messenger RNA of Trichomonas vaginalis G3, 246 nucleotides long. Its product is annotated as Ankyrin repeat family. NCBI's taxonomy places the organism in Eukaryota, Parabasalia, Trichomonadida, Trichomonadidae. Bases 1 to 246 code for a protein of 81 amino acids. Gene Ontology annotation, cellular component: cytoplasm; nucleus. The record is from RefSeq and is a predicted model, not a curated record. The transcript has a single exon. Gene Ontology annotation, molecular function: protein binding.
AUGGGUAAAUCUCCUCUUCAUUAUGCAGCAAUUUAUAAUCGAAAAGAAAUUGCCGAACUUCUUAUUUCACAUGGUGCAUAUAUCAAUCAAAAAGAUUAUUUUGGGAGAACCCCUAUUCAUGAUGCAGUAGAUAAAAAUAGUAAAGAAAUGGCCGAAGUUCUUCUUUCACAUGGUGCAAAUAUCAAUGAAAAAGAUAAUCAUGGAGAAACUGCUCUAAAUUUUGCAGCAGAAAAAAUAGCACAGUAA